Messenger RNA from Grammomys surdaster, 618 nucleotides. RefSeq names its product tudor domain containing 15 (gene Tdrd15). NCBI's taxonomy places the organism in Eukaryota, Metazoa, Chordata, Mammalia, Rodentia, Muridae. The record is from RefSeq and is a predicted model, not a curated record.
AUGGGCCGUUGCAUUGCAGGUCUGUCAAUGGAUGAACCAAUAGAGAAAUUUUCCAAGUACUUAGUGUUUUCGACAAGCAGCAGAAUUACGGACCUGGCUUCUGAAGCCAUACUUCGUGGAUCUGAGUUGGCUCUGCCACCGGAUGUACCAGAGCUGUUGCGAGCAUUGCCUCUGGAGCACAUGAUUCCUGGUUCUAGUUGCUUGUUCAAAAGUGAGUCGGAAGAUCAGUGGAGCAGAGCAGAAAUUUCUGAAGUUUCGGAUCAAUCUUUACAUCUCAUUUUGAUGGACUUUUCGUGUGUACCUUAUUCAGAAGCAAUGAAUCUUAAAUCUGUACCUCAGAAAAUUAUGAACUUGCCAACAAGUAGCCUCUAUGGCGUCUUGCCUGCUACAGGGAAACUAUGGAAUAAUGAAGUCAGACUGUUUUUUCAAGACUUCCUAAGCAAACCAGGAUUAGUUUUUCAGUUCAGGGAGUAUGAUCCUGGAGCAGUAUUGGAAGUGGAUGUCAUUCGUGAGAAUGACAGUGUAGCAGAUAUGCUAGUGGCUCCCGGUUUUGCCAUGUAUCCUAAGGAUUCGGCUCAUCUGGACCGAAUUACUGCUCCUGCAUGUAGGAAAGCCCGU